CAUGAGAGCCGUAGUGAGCUGCAGCCACCGCCGGCCGCGGAGGAGGCAUCACCCCAGCCGGGCGGCUGCUACUGUCCUACCUAGGGAACAUCCUUUCUAUGGGACAAGUGAACUGCUGCUGCCGCCGCCGCCUCCCACUGCAGCGUGGGGGGGGGCCCUUGGCCCAGCUCUCGCCACCAGGGCGCCACAGCACCAAUUACUAACCCUCUGUCACUUGCACAACUUUACCCCCACAACGCCUGAGCAUCCUCCCACUAAGCCGGUUUGGGUGGGGGGUGGGGGGGGAGUGGGGGGAGUUCUUUGCCCUCUCGAUUUUUUUUCUUUUUUAACCAGCAUCACUCUCCAGCCCUCCCCCCGUUGGGGGGCUGCUGAUUCCCUGCUUUGAAGUGCAAAAAGAAAAUCCAUCGGGGAGGGGGGGGGGAGGAAGAGUUUGGUUUGGUUUUUUCACUCACACGGUCCAAGGCGUGAUGCUGAAGAUGCUCCCGUUUAAACUGCUGCUGGUGGCCGUGGUUCUGUGCUUCUUUGAGGGGGAUGCCAAGUUUGGGGAGAGUGGUGCAAGGAGGAGAAAGUGCCUGAAUGGUAACCCACCGAGGCGCCUGAAAAAGCGAGACAGGAGGAUGAUGUUCCUGGAGCCUGCGAGCGGAGGGGAGAUGAUGUGUCGUGGCUUGUACCCCCGCCUGUCCUGUUGCUCCAGGACUGACAGUCAGGGGCUGCUGCACAUUGAGACUAAGAUAUUUUCUGUUACCAACAACACAGAAUGUGUGAAGCUACUGGAAGAAAUCAAAUGUGCACACUGCUCACCACAUGCUCAGAAUCUAUUCCAUUCACCUGAGAAAGGGGAAGCAUCUGAAAGAGAACUAGCUCUUCCCUUCCUGUGCAAAGACUAUUGUAAAGAAUUCUAUUAUACUUGCAGAGGUCAAAUACCAGGGUUUCUCCAAACUACAGCUGAUGAGUUUUGCUUUUACUAUGCAAGAAAAGAUGGUGGCUUGUGCUUUCCAGAUUUUCCAAGAAAACAAGUGCGAGGCCCAGCUUCUAACUAUUUGGACCAGAUGGAAGAAUAUGACAAAGUGGAAGAGCUCAGCAGAAAGCACAAGCACAACUGCUUCUGUAUUCAGGAGGUUGUGAGUGGUUUGAGGCAGCCUGUUGGUGCAGUGCACUGUGGUGAUGCAUCACAUCGUCUCUUUAUCCUUGAGAAGGAAGGAUAUGUGAAGAUUUUCACUCCUGAAGGGGACAUAAUUAAGGAACCGUUUUUGGACAUACACAAGCUUGUUCAAAGUGGCAUAAAGGGAGGAGAUGAAAGAGGACUGUUAAGCCUUGCAUUCCAUCCCAAUUAUAAGAAAAAUGGAAAGCUGUAUGUGUCUUAUACCACCAACCAAGAACGGUGGGCCAUUGGACCUCAUGACCACAUCCUUAGGGUCGUAGAAUACACAGUAUCCAGGAAAAAUCCACACCAGGUUGAUAUGAGAACAGCAACAGUGUUUCUAGAAGUAGCAGAGCUACACCGAAAACAUCUAGGAGGACAGCUUCUGUUUGGACCAGAUGGCUUCUUAUACAUUUUCCUUGGUGAUGGAAUGAUCACUCUAGAUGAUAUGGAGGAGAUGGAUGGUUUAAGCGACUUUACAGGUUCUGUAUUACGUCUUGAUGUAGAUACUGAUUUGUGCAAUGUUCCUUAUUCCAUACCACGGAGCAACCCACACUUUAACAGCACCAAUCAGCCUCCUGAAAUUUUUGCACAUGGACUCCACAAUCCAGGCAGGUGUGCCGUGGAUCGCCACCCAACAGAUGUAAAUAUUAAUUUAACAAUACUUUGCUCAGACUCAAAUGGAAAGAAUAGAUCUUCAGCAAGAAUCUUGCAAAUAGUAAAGGGGAAAGACUAUGAAAGUGAGCCUUCACUUCUAGAAUUCAAACCAUUCAGUAGUGGACCAUUGGUCGGUGGAUUUGUAUACCGAGGUUGCCAAUCUGAGAGACUUUAUGGAAGUUAUGUGUUUGGAGACCGCAACGGAAAUUUUUUAACGCUGCAACAGAGUCCUGUAACCAAACAGUGGCAAGAGAAACCUCUAUGUCUUGGCAACAGUGGCUCAUGUAGAGGCUUCUUUUCAGGUCACAUUUUGGGAUUUGGUGAAGAUGAAUUAGGUGAGGUGUACAUUUUAUCAAGCAGCAAAAGCAUGACACAGUCUCACAAUGGGAAACUCUACAAGAUUGUUGACCCCAAAAGACCUUUAGUCCCUGAAGAAUGCAAAAGAACAGCUCAGUCUGCACAGAUAUUGAUGUCUGAAUGCUCAAGGCAUUGUCGGAAUGGGCACUGCACUCCAACUGGAAAAUGCUGCUGUAAUCAAGGCUGGGAAGGAGAAUUCUGCAGAACUGCAAAAUGUGAUCCAGCAUGCCGACAUGGAGGUGUCUGUGUAAGACCCAAUAAGUGCUUGUGUAAAAAAGGAUAUCUUGGCCCGCAGUGUGAACAAGUGGAUAGAAACAUCCGAAGAGUGACAAGGGCAGGUAUUCUUGAUCAGAUUAUAGACAUGACAUCCUAUUUGCUGGAUCUAACCAGCUACAUUGUAUAGUUUCUGGGACUAUUUGGAUACUACAUUUUCAACGGGCAUUUAUUUUGAAUCCUGUCAUUUUAAAAGGACGGUUAUCCUGCUAUAAACACCGGUGAUUCGAUUUACUUUUAUUAAUUUAACUAUAAUUUCCAGACAUGUGCAGAUAAUCUUUUUUCAUGUGUGCAUAUAUCAAUACAUCGGCAUAGAUGUAUAGAUGUACAACACACACAAAACCCCAUCAUAAGUGUGGUUGCAUAACUAGUGGAAUUUCUGAAAUAUAUUUCUUCACGUGAAAUAGUUUACACAGUGAUUCCACUUAAACCACAUUUUCAUCAAAGGACUCUUAUGGUGUCAUAAUGGAUUCUUUGAUAUCCCAGCAAUUUUAUGUCUGUAACUAUAACAAUAAAGAGAGGAGUUUUGAAACAUUACUGUACAAACUGCUGGAUUUCAUUAAAUUUAGUUAUAACAGUUUUUAAGGUGAAAUGAACUGCACUAUGAGAGAAUAUUUCCAAACUCCUUAAUGCAGUCCUAAAUAGGCAAUUCAUUGUAAGCUUGUAACCUUCACCUUCAUCAAUGUAUCUCUAUUACAGAAUGUUAUGCACUUACUUCUUUAUCUGGCAAAUAUGCAGAAAUCUGGCUAUCACAACUUAAUAUCAAGACUGUUUCAAGUGUUUAAUAAUUAAAUUAUACCAGCAUAUUUCAAAACCAGUCAUCCUAGAAGGUCUGCUUUUUAUCAUAUAUUUUAUUUAACAUUGGGCACUGGGUUCAUGUUACAUAUUUAUAUUAUUUUAUUUUAUUUUUAUAAUAUAGACAUCACCUAGAUGAAACAGCUUUGCCAUGUCCUGUAAAAUACUAAAGUUACAUUUUUCACCAAUUUAAUUGGAAUGAUGGGGAAUGAGAGAGCAAACACUCUUAAAUGUGUUGUGGAUCUAAUUUAGAAAUGUAUCCUUGUGUUAACAUGUAUUCCUCUGCAACGGAUGAAAAAGCAACCACCAAUCAAUCUUUGUAGAAUUCCAGCAUACCAUAAAAAUGUUUAUAAAAGUGCUUUUCACUAUAACAGAAUUGCCCAGAUUAUACAUGAUUAGACUGUUACAGAUUUCACACUGAAUGGAACUUCAUUGGACAAGAGCUCACUUUAGCAAAUCUUGGCUACAUAAAAUGUUACUUGUACAAAACAUUAUAUGAUGAUUAUUGCCAAAUAUGGUUUUAAAUGUAAAUGUUCCUUGAAGAGUUAACAAAAAAUGAAUUUUUGUAAAUGUAUCAAUAAAUUUGGUGUACAUGCUGUAUUCAGGUUUUUUAAAGCAUUAGUUAAUAUUUUAACUAUAGACACCUUCAGACUGGGGGACCACCCCCAAUCCGCCCCUGCUCCUUGAUCCCCCAUCAUAUGUGGCCAGAUCUCAGUGUUCAUAUCUAUCACAUAUAAGGUUUCCUUUGCACUACUGCCUUACAGAAAAACUUACCUACAAAGAGAGAGCAGAACAACCACAGUGUUCCCAUCAUAGCCCUAUAAAUUGCUGUUCCUCUAUCAACAGUGGACAGUGGUUUAAGCAAUGCAGUCUAACAUAUUCCAGCAAGAUUUUCCACCAAUAAGAAAAUGACCUUUAUAGGACAGUGACUUGUAACUAAUUUUCCAUUAAUGGAUGUUUUCAGUCUCUUAUUUUAAUACAUCUAAAUUUGCAAGGAAAGCAUGCUUGAUAUUUGUCCCAAUCUGUGUUAAGAGACUGGGUAAAGUGAACAGAAAGCUACACUUGCCUUCCAUAUAUGAUUACUUGGGUUUUAGCUGACCUCAUGCCAAAUGGAAAUUGGUUGAGAAAUCUUGGUUGAGUGCUUAGUGAACAAUAGUCUGCAUUAAAAAGUGCAUGCAUAAUUUUGCACAAUGUAGAUUCAAGUGACAGUCUAUUCAAAAAAGUCUCAGGAUUAAAUGAGCAUGGAGACCAAAUUGCCCUCUUACCCCAGAAAAGGGUGGUCCCUUCUAGUCACACUAACACUUCAUUGGCUAAGCAGUGUGACAAAUCUUGCAAUGAACCCUGCAGUAGCCUGCAUCUGUAAGUUAAUAGCAGCUCUUUGUCUCCACUGCUUUCUGCCUAUAGUCUUUUUACUGAAUUCCAUCACAAAAAGUUUUACAAUUAAAAAAAAUGUCCUGACAACCAUUUUUGUAAAUUGACCUUACCAACUAAUCUUCCCUUAUUCAACGUGGGUGACAUUAACAAAAUGUGAACUUCUGUGAAUAAGCCAGCUGUCUAAAUCUGUCAAAUUGUGCAGUUUUAUUAUGCAUUAUACUAUUCAUAGAGUCAGCAAAACAAGAAUAAAGUUACUGCAGUAUUAUUUGUAACAUUUAAAUAUCCAACUCAACUAGCACUUUUUUCACUUACUUUUGUUAAAGGAAUUCCAAGCUGUAACUUACAGACUAACACGGCUACCCUUCUGAAAUCUGUUCAUAUCAGCAGUGACUCUUGAAUAUUUUCAGUUCCUAAUUGAAAAGGAAUGAUACACCAUUUUUACUAGUCACUUUCAAAUUCUUUGAAAAGAACUGAGCCCUAAGUGACAUUAUCUAUUUUGGUAAAAGACUAAAUUCUUCUAGUAAGUAGUUAUGCAGAGUCACAGAUGUUAGCUUAUGCCAACAAAAUGUCUAGUAUCCAGAUGGCCCCCUAGUUUCUGUUACUGGUGAAAAGAGACAUAAGCACUCUAUUAAAGACUGAGGAUAAAAUCCUGGUCUCAUCAAAAUCAAUGGCAAAACACCCGUUGACAUCAGUGGGGCAGGAUUCCAUCCUAAAAAUUUAAACAUCCAUAUCAAUUUAUAAAAAAAUCCAUUUGACACAUUCCAGAAAGAUUGUAAUACUUAUUACUAAGAACAGGUCUAAAAUAUGGGGGGUGACAGGAAAAGGGGAGAUAGAGAGGAGUUUGUGUUUCAUUACAUUAUUAAACACGUUUUCCAUCCUGUGGAAGCAGGCCUCUCUCCAUUAAGCCCCUAAGGGUGUGUAACAUACCAUGAGGACUGUCCAUUAGAAAGGAGAUGUUCUCAUUAGAUGUUUGAGCUGCAUAUUUUUCAAAAGAAAUUACACUAAAUAUUGAAAGGGGUGAGUAAACUAAGGUCACCCUCCUCUCACCUUUUCCUGACCUGACAGUCUAAAAUGUUAAAGAAGUUUGACUGCAGAGAACUGACAUGCAAAAAUUAAGUUAUUUCUGUAGCAUUCUGUAGUAGGGUUUUUUUGCAUGUGCUUGAGUUUCUCUCUUCUCUCUCCUGUCUUUUAUUUUAAUAAGGUCAUUAUGAAACAUAUCCAUGCCUUUGUUUCCAGCACACUAUAUAUUUCAAUCAUUCCUUCAGGUGUCUUUCCUCUCAAAGAGGAAAAAUGUAUUUAUAUCAACAUAACUCUAUUCUAGCUCCCAGCUGGAUUGAACCCAUUUAUAUUUCUCAUUUUACCACUUUAGGGAACUCUCUUUCCUCUCCCUUUUCCUGAAAAAAAUAGCAUACACCACUGAUCUGGUGGAAGGUCUAAUUUUUGCAUAUCCAUUGAACCAUCUUCUCUACUCCACAUGACAGUAUCAAUAUCUGAGGUGCAGACUUGUUCUGUUAAGAAUUUGCCAUAAAACCAGCCCCAAAUUGUUGUACUUUCUAGUCACAAAAAUCAUUAAACUGAUUUUUUUGACUUGUCCAACUGCAACUAUUAGCCCAAAAUUGUCCCUCAGAUUGGCACAAGACAUCUUCCAUUGGUUUUAAGGAAACUACAUGUGCCCAUCAAAGAGCAGAUGUUGGUCCACAGUGUCUACAAGUCCUCAGAGGUUACUGUGUUCCAUGCAUCCAAAUUAUCCAAAUAUCAAUAUCAGAGAGAACUAUUCUCUGGCAGCCAUCAUAACUUCAGCAUCUUUUGCUUCUCCCAUUCUCUUCUGUUAAUUCUGGUGUGAUAGCUCUUUCCUCAAAGCAAAGAUCAGUAUUUCCAUGCUGUUUCUGCUCACUAUUUUUUAAUCCAUAUUAUAGACAGAUGCCUCACUGAAGUGGCCUUCCCAUGGCACGUUACAUGCAGAAUUUAAACAAAAUACUGGUAUUUUUAAAAGUGAUACUUUUGAUUAUUCUGCCUGUGAUUUUUUUUUUGGUUGAUUGGUUUGGGUUUUUUUCCACUUCUAAUACUGUAGCUUGGUUGCCAUCAGUCAUUCACUAUGUGCUGUGGUGCAGGAGUAGCAGUCUCAUGUCCUUCACUCUUUAGAUCAUGAAGCUCAGUUGUGUCAAGGAGGUGACCUGCUUGAGCUGGGCAGUUGUUUAUUAUACAGUCAAACUGUCAGGUAGUUCAAAAAACAAUGCUGGCAUCAGCUUUGAAGGGGAUUGUUUCCAGUCUAGCUAUCAGAACCCUCAAAUGAGAAACAGAAGGGGAUUCCCCAGAAGGAAGGAAUGUGGAUCCUCACAAUACUCUUUCCCUAGUAUUGGGUUAACAAGGAUGACGCUAACUUGCACACCUUUGUGCCUGAGGCCCCAAUCCUGCAAACACUUAAGCAUCGGAGUAAAUUUACACAUGUGAGCAGUCCCAUUGAGUUAAAGAGGACUAUUCCACAUGUAUAAAGUUAGUCACAUGCAUAAGCUGUUGCAGGAUUGGGGCCUAAGGGAGAAAACUGAUACUGCCUAAAAAGAAAUAUUGCUCAGCUAAAUUUUUACUGAUUGUGCAAGUAUUUAAGAAGGUAUUAGAUAUUUUUAAAAUCAUCAUUAAUGUUAACUAACAGUCUAUUGAGUUAGUAAAAAUGUAAUCUUGUUCGAAGAACUGGUCAAAAUGAGAAAAAUAUCAUGACAAAUUUUUGAAAUUUCAAAGUUGUUUCCAUUUGGUAGGUUUCAAAAUAGAUCUAUUUGAAGGAUUUUUAAUCAUUUUUUUAUCCUAAACAUUGGCAAAAUGGUUACCAAUUUUCUUCAUUUACUAAAAACCAGGUUUUCUUAACCAUUUUACCAAAAACCUACUUUUUGAUUUAAAAAUCCCUAUUUUGAUAAACAUUUCAAAAAAAGUUUUGGGAAAAAAAUGUUGAAAAAGUCAACAGGGUUUUGAUAAAAUUUUCAUCAUUUUCCAGGGGAGAACUGGAGACUAUUUCAAUGAAUACAUGUUUCAUUCAAACAACUUUGACUAACUCUACUUUUCACAGUAUAUAAGUAUGAAAACAAGAGUGGAGACCACUUGAAUACUUUAACUUUCAAAUACUUUAGCCUUUCUCUGAGAUCCUGAUCUAAAGUCCACUCUAGUCAACUGAAAGACUCCCAAUGACGUUAGUUUUAGGAUUAAGUCCUCAGAAGAUAUCCACUUACUCAGCGGCAGGACUUCACUGCAUACAUUAUCCUUUCAAGCCUGUUCCUGCAGUCAUUAGUCUCGAUGGAAGUUUUACCAGAGCAAGGACGGCAUAUCCAGGCCUGUUUUUAGGUACAGAAUAUAUCUAGUCCUGUUUGAGUUUUGUUACAGGUAUUGCCAUCAAUUAUGUGAGGAUUUUAUUCUGUUGUCAGAUUUUCAUAUUAUUUUUUUAUUUGUUUAAAAAUGUGUAGCAAUUGACCCAUAGUAAUUUAUUCUCCUUUCACACACUUGUUCUUAUCUUACAUUUUUGAAUACAUGCGACUAGGCAAGAAGGUAACUAAAAAAAAUGCCAGUGGUCCCAUUUUAUGAGCUAACCAAACAACAUACUGAAGUGAACCCCAACUGGACAUAUAAGGUAAAAUCCUGGAUCUACUGAAAUCAAUGGCAUAAGUUUUAUUGACUUCAAAGGGACCAGGAUUUCAUCUAUUGAACUUAACAAUUCACUAGAACCUUGGACACAUUUUCAAAUAUGGUGUAAGAAUGCUAUACCAUUCCAAUCCAAUCUAUGGCCCCAAUCCUGCAAACACACAAGUAGUUAACUUUACUACCAUGAGCAGUCCCAUUGGACUUAACAUGACUACUGUCAGUAAUAAUGUUAAGCAUGUGCAUAAGUGUUUGCAGAAUCAGGACUUGGGUGUUUGCAUACAUGCACACAAUAUACUGGGCAAAAUUAUGCCUGUAGCUAUGCACACCCAUUGACAUCAAUGGGUGUCGUAUGCACAUAUCCAGUGGUAGAAUUUGACAUGACAUAUAUUCAUAGUAAGAUCUUCCAAGAAAUCAGAGUACUGCAAAUAAUUCCAUGUGGAUUUACAAAAAAUGUUCUGACUUACAAGGCAGUAUUACUGAUGCAUUGUCUUGGGAAAGAACCGUGUCACCACUUUACAGCACAAUAUACAUACCUAAGUAGUGACAUAUACCAAAUAUGCAGUGGCUUAGAUAUGAUGUGAGAUUUCACUAAAUAGUAAAGAGACUGAUCACUCAUCCAUCCCCAGCCCACUUCUAAGGUAUUGCUAAUUACUGGUAUGGGCUGUAUACAUAAAGGCACCAUACUUGCUGU
Messenger RNA from Dermochelys coriacea (leatherback sea turtle), 8912 nucleotides. It is a transcript of the gene HHIP, whose product is annotated as hedgehog interacting protein. The transcript has 13 exons. NCBI's taxonomy places the organism in Eukaryota, Metazoa, Chordata, Testudines, Dermochelyidae. The record is from RefSeq and is a predicted model, not a curated record. The coding region runs from base 468 to 2558 and encodes 696 amino acids.